UCAUAAUUGUGUCUUUACACCACCAUGGCAAAAACAAACAUUGUGAUUUCGGUGCCCCCCUUUUAGAAGCCACACAUCUUACACCGCUGCGGUGUUUUCCGGGAUGGUUGAUUUCGCUCUAUUCGGUAAGUUAUUCGGGCAUCACGCUCGGUCCUGGACGAGGAUGUGCUCCUAACUGCUGGUGAACACGAAGUCUACGAGGGGGUCUGAGUGACGACAUCGGCUAAGAAAUACACCGUCCUGGCCCAGCUCAGUGGACCGCGUUCAUCUGAUUUAGACGCUGCUUUUGUGGUUUAAUUCUUCGUUUUUCUUCGCGUUCAAAAGGCGAAGUUUGACGCAGUGAGUUCAGUUCUGUCUCAGGACGCUGGGACACUGCAGCUGGAGUGUCGGCCCAUAUCCGGAUCCCAGGACAGGCCCUCGAAUGAAGUGAGCUCUGAUGGACCGGAUGAAGAUUAUUAAGAGACGUUUGUCUAUGAGCCUGCGCAGUGCUCGACCAGUGGACGAGAACCUAUCAGAGCUCACAGAACAUGCAGCACCAGAUGAGGCCCCAGCUUCACGGGAGAAUGAGCCCAUGGUUUGCCCCGUGCCCCCUCCUGCAUCCCACAGUGCCCCUUCUUUCUUGAGACAGUAUGCAGGGGGUUUGGGCCGCGGCGCGAUCCGUAGAGACGGCCUGGACCGACCUUAUCUCUCCCUUCACCGGACUGGUUCUCUCGGCAUAGUACAUGAGAAUGUGAAGAUGGGAUCAGAUGGAGAGAGUGAUCAGGCUUCAGGAACUUCGUCCGAUGAGGUUCAGAGUCCUGUCCGAGUCCGCAUGCGUAACAACCAUCCUCGACGUAUCUCCAAUGAGGACAUUAAUAAACGCCUAUCACUGCCAGUGGAUAUUCGUUUGCCAGAAGGCUACCUGGAGAAGUUUGCUAUGAACAGUCCUCCCUUCGACAAACCCUUGAGUCGGAGGUUACGGCGUGCUUCUCUGUCUGAAAUUGGCUUUGGGAAACUGGAGACAUACAUCAAACUGGACAAACUGGGAGAGGGCACAUAUGCGACUGUGUUUAAGGGGCGCAGUAAACUGACUGAUAGCCUGGUGGCCCUGAAGGAGAUUAGGCUGGAGCAUGAAGAGGGUGCACCCUGUACUGCUAUUCGAGAAGUGUCCCUCCUGAAGGAUUUAAAACAUGCCAACAUUGUCACUCUUCAUGACAUCAUCCACACAGACAAGUGCCUCACACUAGUCUUUGAAUACUUGGAGAGGGAUUUAAAGCAGUACAUGGAUGACUGUGGGAACAUCAUGAGUGUCCACAAUGUAAAAAUCUUCCUGUUCCAGCUGUUGCGAGGACUAGCAUAUUGCCAUCGCCGUAAAGUUCUACAUAGAGACUUGAAACCACAGAACCUCCUCAUUAACGACAAGGGAGAGCUGAAACUAGCUGACUUUGGUCUGGCUCGAGCGAAGUCUGUUCCCACUAAGACUUACUCUAAUGAGGUGGUCACACUCUGGUACAGACCACCUGAUGUGCUUCUAGGAUCAACAGAGUACACUACUUCUAUUGACAUGUGGGGGGUCGGUUGUAUAUUCUAUGAGAUGAUCACAGGACGGCCUCUUUUUCCUGGAUCUACAGUGGAGGAUGAACUUCAUCUAAUAUUUCGCAUUCUGGGCACUCCUACUGAGGAGUCCUGGCCAGGGGUCAGUACCAGUGAAGAGUUUAAGACCUAUAACUUCCCUCGAUAUCGUGCCGAACCUCUUGUCAAUCACGCACCCAGGAUAGACAGUGAUGGUCAUGACUUAAUUAAUCAGCUAUUGCAGUUUGAGGCGAGGCGGCGUAUCUCUGCAGAAGACGCUCUCAGACACCCCUACUUCAGGAGUCUGGGAGAGCAAGUGCAGCGACUGUCUGACACUGCCUCCAUCUUCUCUGUGAAGGAGAUCCAGCUUCAGAAGGACCCAGGAAAACGUUCUAUAGCAUACUCAGAGUCAGCGAUGCCCCAUAAGAUGGGUCCCACGCAUUUGGAAUAUUUCCAGAGAGAAGGAGCAAAACCCACGUUGCAUCCUGCCCCCUCUUCCCCCUCUACUGGCUGACUCAUUAUACCACUCUGCCCAGGGGAAGUCCCGCCGACAGAGUGUUUUGUUUUAAGAAGGAGGCUAAUGUCAACGCACGUAAGGCACAAACAGAAGACUUCACCCCAUCAAAAGCAAAAGAACCUAAGAAUACAACAAAGGAAAGAGGACCUGAAUCUUUGCACCAUGAGAAGGAACGAGAAAGUAAUGUUUGCUAAGACUUUCGCUAAGAGGAAAUCUUCACUACACUACACAAUCAUGAAAAAGGAUUAGAAACUUCAAAAUGCGAGGAAUAACACUUACAACACAAGUACAACUCAUGAUGAAACAUGAGGAGUAUCUACGGCUGCUCACAGAGAUACAUAGGUUUUAUUCUUGUCUUCAUUGAGACUUCUGAUGUAGUGCAGGAAGAGGAGACUCUGGACUCGUGACUAGACGUGUGGUCUAUCCAGGCCCAGUUCAACCAGAUGAAAUCUUAGGAGAUUUUAAAUACAGAAAGGGCAUCUUUUUUUUCUUUUUUGUUGGUUUGUUUGUUUUUAGAUGUUCAGACAAGAGGCUAAACUGUUUUUUAUCUUUUAUCACAUCACAAGCCAGGCUCUUAUCUGCACACUUUCAGACCUCUUAUCCACACUCUACAAGCCUCAUGUAUACGUCACAGUGUACCUCAUUCCAGUCCAUACAUCCAACAUUCCUCUCCCAGUAUUGCCCAUGUUUGCGCGUGUAUCGGCAUGCUGGAAAUGAUGGUUGGGAGUUUGUUGUAUGUAUAUCUGCGUUAUGUUGCCUUUUGAUAUUUGCAGUAAUCCUCUAAAACCCCUGACCACCUGUCUCACCUGUUGUUAUGAACUAACUUUGGCACCUUAUGAAAGUUAAGCUCAGGCUGUAUUCUGUAAAUAUGAUAUAACUAGUGGUUCACCUCGGAGGACUGCAACCCGAAAGAAGAUAUAGACUUGACACUGAAUUUCUGAGGAAAGAACGUCUUUUGUAGUGUGCACUAUAUAAUUAUGAACACUGUAGACUGUACUAAACAGGAAAAUAUGGAUUAAUCUAGCAUGCUUUUUGAAAGAACAAAGGUAUUACACUGCUAAGUGUCAGGACAGACAUGGGUGUUACAAGACUGAAGAGUGGGUGAAAAUAUUGGUGCAACACAAGCUAUAGACUCACCCUCUCAACCAAUCCAAACAUCAGCUGUUAAUGUCUGAUUGAGUGGAGAAUCUUUUUAUCUCUUAUCUCCUCAUCCUCUCCAUCACUGUUGAGGGAAAAACAGAAUCUGUACUGUGAUUUAUGUGCAGUGGCGUAGCACUGCGUGAUCAAAUAGCAUAGCCAAGGAUUCUGGAUGCUGUAGUCUGAUGAAAUGAAAAUCAGGAAAUGGACUCCUUCAUAGUUCGAAGCCAUAGAAUGGGCACACAUACUACACUUCUACAAGCUGAUAGAUAUCCUCUUACAACACUGUGUUAGAUUUGUUCUUUUGCAAUAACUUAUUACAUUGCUAAUAAUAUUGUCAGGCAAUACAAAAAAAUGAAAAAAACAAAUAUACACUAAAUUGCAAGCUUCCAAGACAAAAAACUAGUCACAUGCAUCAUUUCUCCUCUAAUGCUUGUUUAGGCAUCCCCUUGCCUUAAUGACAGCUCAAAACUUGACAAGUAAGGAUUGGUUAAGAUGUUUGAGAAGAACAAAGCGUUAACGUUCCCACUUUCCAUGAUGACAACUUUAGUGUCUGUAUGUGGCUGGUUCAACAGACAUGGUGGAACACUGGGACACUGAUUGACCAGCAAUAUCAUCAGACCUCAGUCCAAUGCUGAAACAGGCACAAGGAACUCUGAAUGAAACAUGCACCUAGUCUGUGAAAGAGUGAGCUAGAAAGAACAGAAAUUCAGGUCUCAAGAGACUGGUGUAAUCCAUACCUGACAGGAUUGCCGCUGUUAUUAAAGCAAGGGGAUAAAGUGUUAGAGAAGAAAUGAAGUUUGCAAAGUGAACAGUCCUAAUUAGUGGUCACCUUCCAAAUUUUUGAGUUGGGUUGGAGCUGUGCAGCGAUUUACUGAUACUGCAGAUUACUUACAAUUAUAUAAUAUGUAAAACUCAGUAUGUGCAUGGUGACUGUACAGUUCUAAACCCUUUCAAUCCAAAUUAACAAUGACAUGUUCAUUAUACUAAAGCUUACAAUGCCAAAUUAUGAUUUUUUUCUUUUCUUUUUUUUUAUGGAGUUUCACCCAAGUUUUUAUGUUUUAAUACUUUCCUUGUAACCUUGUAACAGAUGAUGAACAAUAACCAUGUUAGAAUAUGAGUAUAGCAUGGCAUUUUCUAAGUGGGGACAGGAAAAGUAAAUGAGACUGUAAUAAGAUUGAAGGUUUAUUAUUUAUUUGCAGGUUUACAAAUGGCUAGAGCCAUGUUGUACUGAGGGAAGGAGGGAGAGUGUAGUCAAAGUGUGAAGGAGAAGGAAGAAAGAAAGAGUAUUUGUAUUUUCGGCAUGUUUAAGAUUUGGUAAUGUUUCUUUAAAUGUGUUUACAGCUGUCUGAAGUGUAUCCCCUUCCAUACAGAAUUAUUAGGCUGUAUAUUUUAGUCCUUCGCCCAUGAUAGUGGGUCACAUUAUGAGCGACGGAUUUUCUAAAGUUUAAAAUGAAUUUUAUUUUGUAUUAGGAACAGAAGGUUCUGAAGGCUAAGGUAAUUUGUUUAUGACCGUUAACCUUUACUUGAAUUAUUGAAAAUGUUAUGUUUACCACUCAAUGUAAUGAAACAUAUGUUUCACUGCUCUACACAUUACGUUUAUGACUGUAACUAUUGCAGAAAUCAGACAUUUGUACGUACAUGCUUUCAGUUCAGUUGAUCUGAUUAUUUGUUUGUAUUUUAUUUUUGUAGAACUUUUACAGAUGUAAUAAGGUAGCCAGGAGGGCAGCACUUUAGAAAAACCUAAGCUUCAGACACAAUGAAAUUCCAUUUUAAUGUUGAACAUUUAAACAGUUUUAGUAGUGCUUGCUUGUUUAUUUGUUUGUUUGUUGUACUGUUUUAAAAUCAUGUCUUCCUUUCAAAGCUGGACAUUCGGCUUUUUAACAAGAUCGAUUGUUUGAUUAAGGCUACUGGCUCUUAACUCUUAUGUCUAAUUUGAAGGUCUAAUCUGCAGUAAUGUGUGAUGACCGCUACCAUGACUGCUUAUGCUGAAAUCACAGUAACAACUAAAUUAGUCGUGUUUAGUCCCUUUCAUUACUAGGCUUUCAGAAGACUUUUUCAAGCAGGCAACAUCAUUUUGAAUGUAAAUUUCACAAUCUGUAAGAGCUUCAGAGACUGGCUAAUUUAUCAGUUCACAAUAACAAAUUAGUUCAGUAAUGAGUUCUUUAAACAGUCUAUUUAAAAACAAAUGAAUAUACAAGUUCCCUUAUAAAAUCUUUGACAAGGACCUGGAGCCGAAGGAUGAUGUAUAAACUAAGGCUGAAAUGAAAUAAAAACAAGAACAGGGUUAUGAGUUCAUUUGAUUAGGCUCAUUCGCUCAUUCCUUUGUAUAUUCCGUGCGGUCAACCACACUUGCAAAAUUGUGGCUUUAUGAAAUAUUUGUCAUCCACACUGUAAUUUCCUUUGUUUUAAGGGUGGCAUUUAGAUUUUGACACCUUUUGUCCUUACUGCCCAUGAGUACAAACUACUGAAGCAUAGGACAUUUUUAAUAUAGUUUUGUCUUUAUUAUGAUAUUAACAUGUCUAAUUCCUGACCUGUGGUUUUGUAGAUGGAGCAGGUGGAAAACAGCUUGGAUAUAAUUACAUGAGAGAAACAGUUAUUUGAGCACUAGGAAUGCUGGAUACAUUAAGCUCCUCAGAUUUCCUAUGAGAUGUACCAUGAUAAUCAAGGUGCAACCAUAAAAGUGGAAAACUCUCAAUUAACCCCCUCUGUUCAACUACAUUCUUAAAAAUAACAGAAGGUUUGGUUCUUUGCAGCAAUUCUAUAUAACAACCACUUUUGCUUCCAUAAAGAGCCUUCCAGUUCUUUAAAGAGCCAUUUUUGGAAAUGAGAUGUGAGUGUGAAGAACCUUUUUAAUGUUUAAAAAAACUCCAGAUAAAGCAUUAAUUCCUAGAGCUGAAUGUCAAUAAGCCAGUUAAUUGAACCUUAGCAUUACAUUGAGGUUCUUCAAACUUGAAAUAUUCAAUAUUCAUUAUAAAUCAUCUCAUUUACAAAAAUGGUUCUAAAAGAAUUUUUAUUUUUUAAAGAGUGUACACUAAACUUACAAUUGCAAAUGUCUUUACAACAUUAGCAUACAUGGUCAAGAUAUUAGAUAAAGUUAAAGCAAGCUGUCUAUCCCAAAGUGAGACCUUAACCAAGAUCCUGCAAAAGUCUACCAAUGCCUUCUGAUCACCUGUGAAGGAUGACAUUUUAAGCAAAGAAAGAAAAGAUAAAUUAUGUAUUUAGCCACAGAUUAAAGGUGUAGUUGGUAAGAUUGGCAUCUGUUUUACAGCAGCUGUUCUUUGGAAAAAGGUCCCAACUCCUUUCAUGAUCUAAGACAGUCAAACAUGCAGUGAGUGUCCAUUUUAGUUCUAGCUAGACUCACUUAGUAACAAGAACAAGCCUACAAAAUGGUCUUCUGGUAAAAUGUUCAGGAUUUGGAACAGUUGUGUGACUUUUGUUUUCAAACAAUAAUGUGCAUCUACCAGAGGCAUUUGAGUGAGAUGAUACUGCCUUAGCACAUUUUUACAGUAGCUACUGAUCUGUCAUGAUGAUGUAUUGAUAUUGUGAUAAAGAAAUCUUAACUACUACACCUUUAAGGAAGAACAUACGCCUCACUUGUGUAGCCUAGCUGCUCAAACAUUGGAGUACACAUGCCAUGUCCAAUAAAAUACCUGUAAAAUAUU
Colossoma macropomum (tambaqui) is the source of this 6870-nucleotide messenger RNA. RefSeq names its product cyclin-dependent kinase 16. Gene Ontology annotation, cellular component: cytoplasm; synaptic vesicle; nucleus. NCBI's taxonomy places the organism in Eukaryota, Metazoa, Chordata, Actinopteri, Characiformes, Serrasalmidae. The transcript is spliced from 18 exons. Bases 437 to 2065 code for a protein of 542 amino acids. Gene Ontology annotation, molecular function: protein kinase activity; ATP binding. Gene Ontology annotation, biological process: neuron projection development; exocytosis; protein phosphorylation. The record is from RefSeq and is a predicted model, not a curated record.